Lasiosphaeria miniovina is the source of this 2160-nucleotide messenger RNA. RefSeq names its product chloride channel. Gene Ontology annotation, biological process: chloride transport; transmembrane transport. The record is from RefSeq and is a predicted model, not a curated record. Lineage: Eukaryota; Fungi; Ascomycota; Sordariomycetes; Sordariales; Lasiosphaeriaceae. Gene Ontology annotation, molecular function: voltage-gated chloride channel activity. The transcript has 6 exons. Gene Ontology annotation, cellular component: Golgi apparatus; early endosome; plasma membrane. Bases 1 to 2160 code for a protein of 719 amino acids.
AUGUCGUCGGUUCUGACCAAAGACGAGCUGGCGCUGGCCGACACGGCAAUUGGCGAGCGGCUGCCUUACGACGCAUACACGACCAUUGAUUGGCUGCAUGAUCUGGUCAAAGACGCCUUCCGCUACCGCACCGUCAAGAGCCAGCGGGGCGUGCGCGGGGCCUUCGCGGCCGCGUACGAGGAUUACCAAGGCUGGAUCGCCGCCGUGCUCGUGGGCAUUCUCACGGCGUUUGUGGCCUGGUUUGUCGACUUCGCCGAGUCGUCGUUUGGGGACCUCAAGUUUGGCCACUGCACGCGCAACCCGUUGUUCGGACGCGAGGCCUGCUGCUACCCCAAGGAGGCGUGCGAAGACUGGCGGCUGUGGGCCGAAGGCCACUUCGGCUCGUCGUUUGCCAUCUACGCGGGCGUCGCCUGGGCCUUGGCCAUGGGUGCCGGGCUUGUCACAAAGCUCACGCGCGCCGAGAUCCCGGCCUUUGCUAGCCACGAUGAAGCGUCGCCAGGCAUAUCUCCAGGUCACCAAAGCAGCGGUGAUGCUCACCAUAGCAAGGCACCAAACAAGAUCAUAUACAUGGCAGCAGGGAGUGGCAUCCCCGAAAUCAAGCUGCUGCUUUCGGGAUUCGAGUUCCCUAACCUCUUGAGCUUCAAGGUGCUGGCCGUCAAGGCAGUUGGCGCGUCUCUUGGCGUUGCUUCGGGCCUGUGUCUCGGGAAGGAGGGGCCAUUUGUCCACAUUUCGACGAGCGCAGGCUACGUCGUGGCUAGGCUGUUCCCGCAAUUUCGAGAAAACGGCCGCCAGCUGCGCGAGAUGCUUUCUGUGGCAUGCUCUUCCGCACUCGCAGUGGCUUUUGGAUCUCCAGUCGGGGGUGUCUUGUUUGUGUACGAGGAAAUGAGCAGCCAGUUUCCCAGAAAGGUGCUGUGGCGGGCGUUUCUAUGCUCGCUAGUCGCGGCCAUGACUCUAAAGGCGCUCGACCCAACGCGAACAGGGCGGCUGGUGCUGUUCGAGACCAACUUUGGUGUCGUGUAUAAGCCGCACAAUUAUGUAUUCUUCCUGUUUCUCGGCGUCUGUGGGGGCCUGUUUGGAGCGGUAUUCUGCAAGGGAAGCAUCUUCUGGACGUCCCGUAUGAAGAGCUUCAUCAACAAGUAUCCGCUUACGGAGCUGUCCAUGAUCGUGCUUCUAACCGCGCUCCUUCAGUACCCAAACCCGAUCACACGCCAGCCGGCGCUGUUGAUGAUCAAGCAUCUUCUAAAGGACUGCGAUCAUGGCGAUCAGACCUGGAUCUGCGAGCAGGAGAAGCUGGACGACAAGUCGGCGUACUAUGGGUGGCUGGUUUAUGCCAGCGUGGUGAAGAUUGUUCUCACCGUCCUCACUGCAGGGACAAAAAUUCCGUCGGGCCUGAUCGUUCCGGCUCUGGGGGCUGGUGCGGUAUUUGGCCGCCUGGUCGGGCAGCUUGUGCCAAACACGUCGCCCGCCAUCUUCGCCAUGGUCGGCGCAGCGGCCUUCCUGGCGGGCGUGUCACGAAUGACGGUAUCGCUGACGGUGAUCAUGCUCGAGCUCACUGGCGAAGUCGAGUACAUUCCUCCUUUUAUGAUUGCCAUCUUGACUGCCAAAUUUGUCGUCGACGCGCUGCACGAGGAGGGUGUCAACGACCACACGGUGCUGGGCGAGUACCUAGAGCACGAGCAUGCAACCGAUAUCGUGCGCAGCCACGGGGGGCUCGUAGAGGACCUAAUACCGUCGUCACAGAGCAUGGCCGACAUGACGGUGCACGUGGGGCCCGAGUCCAAGAUGAUCAAGCAAACGCUGGCACACAAGCUGCGUCGGAUGCAGCGCCACGGGCUGCGCGAUGCGGCGCUGGUGCUGGUUGACGAGGGCGAGCAGCUCCACGGCAUCAUCUCCGAGGCCGAACUCGACUUUGCUCUGCGCGCCGACGGGUUUCUGUCGGACAGCGAGCCAUUCGACAUGCUCACGGGCCCGCUGUCGCCGUUUGUUGACAGGAGUCCGUUGACUGUCAAUGCCGCAGCGCCGCUCGAGAUGGUGGUCGAGAUGUUUUACCAGCUGGGACUGCGGCACGUCGUUAUUGUCGAGGAGGGCACUUCGAGGGUGCUCGGCGUGGUGCUAAAGCAGCAGCUCACAAUGCACUUGGAGCACUUGCGCACUUUGUAG